Messenger RNA from Opisthocomus hoazin, 951 nucleotides. NCBI's taxonomy places the organism in Eukaryota, Metazoa, Chordata, Aves, Opisthocomiformes, Opisthocomidae. The record is from RefSeq and is a predicted model, not a curated record.
AUGCACAGCCUGGGAGUGCCCCAGAGCUUGGCGCAGCUGGGAUGCAGGCUGCCCUACCCCGCCUGGACACUCACCCUGCUUGCCCUCAUCGUCACCAACGUGGGUGACAUCCUGGGCAAUGGCUUGGUAAUCACCUCCGUCCUCCAGAACAAGGAGCUGUGGAAUGCAGGCGAUGCCUUUAUGGUGAGCUUGGCCAUUGCAGGUUUGCUGGUGGCUUUCUGUCCACACCUGCUUGUCCUGAUGGCUACUUUCCACAAUGGUUGGGUGAUGGGCCACCUACACUGCCAGAUCAGUGGCUUCCUGAUGGAUACGAGUGUCAUCAGCUCGAUCUCCAAUAUCACCAGUAUCGCUAUCAACUGCUACCUCUAUGUCUGCCACAGCCUGAAGUACGACAGGGAUUUCUCCAGUACCAACAGCCUGUGAUAAGUGGGAAUGGCACUCACUUUGGUGGCUAUCAUGCCAAAUCUCUUUGUGGAGUCCCUGCAGCAUGACCACCAUGUGUACUCCUGCACCUUUGCCCAGUCCAUCACACAUCACACCAUCACACCGUCCCUGCGCAUCAUCGUUUUGGUGAUAAUCCACUUCUUACCCAUCACUAUCAUCAGUUACUGCUACCUGAACAUCUGUGUGCUUGUCAUCUGGAUACGGUGCAGGGUGAAGCCUGACAUCCACCCCAAAACAAAGCCGCUUGAUUCCCAGAACCUCUUAACUAUGUUCAUGGUCUUUGUGCUCUUUGCUGUCUGUUGGGCACCACUAAACUUCAUUGGCUUUGCAGUAGGAGUGAAGCCAUCCUUGGGUUUCUUGAUCCCAGAACGGCUCUUCACCUCCAGCUAUUUCAUAGCACACUUUAACAGUUGCCUGAAUGUGGUGAUUUAUGGGACCAUGAACCAGAAUUACAAGAGGAUCAUGCUGACUGUGUUCCAGCUGGCAUACAGGACUUACGGAGACUAA